GCUAACAGCUUCAUUCGCAUGCGCGUGUUUGGAAAUGUUCUCAUCUUGUUUUCAUAGGAUAUUUUGUAAUUUUUGUUAUUUUUUAACUUAUCAUUGAUUAUUUGAGCAAGAAUGUUGCGAGGAUCAAAAGCUGAAAUUUGUGUAAUCGGUGCCGGAGUUGUAGGUUUAUCUACGGCUUUAAAAAUCUUGAGUACAAUCCCUUCGGUUAGAGUUACUAUUGUUGCUGAUAAAUUUCUUGACAAUACUCUUAGUUUUGGAGCUGGUGGUUUUUUUCGUCCGGAAAUCAACAUCGGUCGCGAUCGACAAUCGAUCGAGCAAUGGGCUAGUGACAGUUAUGAAUAUUAUUCAUUCCUAGCCUCAAACGAACCAGAAUCUGGUAAUAGUUUCAUUUCGGGAUACCAACUCAGUACUUAUUCUGCUGAAAGCAUGCAAAAUGAAUUGGUAACCAAAUUGACUAAUUCUGUGCAGGUAAUGUCUGAUGAUGAGCGACUUAAACUUUUCCCUGAAAAAUUCAAAUACGGUAUAAAAUGGACAAGUAUCAUUACUGACCCUAGACAUUAUUUGCCUUAUAUGCAACGAAAAAUCGAAAAUUUAGGUGGUACUUUUGUAGAACGUCAUAUCGAUUCGUUUGAUGAAUUAUCUGAAUAUGAUGUGAUUGUCAAUUGCACCGGAUUACAAGCGGCAAAACUUGCCAACGAUUUUCGUUUGAUUCCAGUUAGAGGUCAGGCUUUCAAGGUGGUUGCCCCAUGGAUUAAACAUUUUUACUUUGCCGAUGGUGCCUAUGUACUUCCUGGUCGAGAUUAUGUUACUGUAGGUGGAAUCAAAGAAUUCGGAUCAAGCAACAUGGCCAUAAGUCAGUUAGAUAGCUUUUCCAUUUGGAAACGAUGUACUGAGAUGGUACCUAGCCUGCAAAAAGCUGAAAUUGCAUUUGAAUGGGUUGGAUUGCGGCCACAUCGUCAACCGGUACGAGUUGAACAUGAAUGUUAUCGAUUAUCCGACGGAACCGUCAGAGAUAUUGUCCACAAUUAUGGUCAUGGUGCUCAUGGUAUUACAUUAUCAUGGGGCACAGCUACAGAAGCUACAGAUUUGAUACGCGAUUCGCUUAGUCAUAAAGCGAAAUUGAAAUCAAAAUUAUAGAGAGUCAUCAUAUCAUUUGUUAUCACAUUUUUGAUUUUGAUAUAAUAAACAUAAAACUAACUGCAUGAAUGUCAACAAGAAAUUAAAUCGAUCCAAUGAUUAUGUG
Molecule: messenger RNA, 1243 nt
Organism: Dermatophagoides pteronyssinus (European house dust mite)
Lineage: Eukaryota; Metazoa; Arthropoda; Arachnida; Sarcoptiformes; Pyroglyphidae
Product: D-aspartate oxidase-like
Biological process (GO): D-amino acid catabolic process
Cellular component (GO): cytoplasm
Molecular function (GO): FAD binding; D-amino-acid oxidase activity
Source: RefSeq, a predicted model, not a curated record